CAGGGGACUUGUGUGUUGCAUAACAUCGAAAAUUUGCGCCAGCUGCACAGCAGACACUCAUCUCUUCCUGGUGGCCAAGCCAAGACCUACCGCGUCGGUUUGUUGUGUUGUUUUGAGCGGUAUUUUAUUGUUUUGAAAACUGUGCAAUAUUACCCUUCAGAUAGGUGUAUUUGUUUAGUAAAUAUUACUUCACAUUGUCAGUGUUGUUUUGUGUGGCGAUUCAUUAUUUCGCAAAACACAGUAUAAGCUCUAAGCUUCAGGAUCUGCGAAGUAUUUGAAAAUUCCUGAAAACCCAACACAACAGAAUGGUAGUUGAGGAGCAGAAUACCAAUCCGGACGCUGAAUUCAAAGCUCCGGAAUGGAUAAACACUACCUUAAUACAAAAAGCUCUGAAGAAAAGUGAAGAACAUCUGAAGGUUAAAGACAUCUCAGUUAAAAUGGCGACGACUCCAGGGGAGAACUACUCCAGCAGCAUCUACCGGGUGACAGUGGAACUAUCUAAUGGAGAGUGUCGCUCCUUUGUAGUGAAGGGCCCUCCGCCCGGUCAAACCUUGAGAGAAGCCACCCUCGAAUUAGAUAUAUUUCGGCGAGAGGGAUUCAUGCUCGGUGACGUCAUCCCACAGAUUGAGGCAAUGCUGGAAGAAGCCGCUCCAGGCCAGUUCCCGCCGUUGGCCGCUCGCUGCCCACUCUAUGACCGCGAGUACCUCGUCAUGCAGGAUCUGGCGACUGCGGGCUUCAAGAUGGCGGACCGCAAACGCGGCCUGGACCUGAAGCACAGCCUGUUGGCUUUACGAUGUCUGGCGCGCUACCACGCCGGCACGCACGCGCUCUUGCGGCAGAAGCCGGAAAUCGCCGACCGGCUGCCCAGCAUGUGGCUGAAGCCCCAUCCGGCCACUGCGGCUUUCGUGGAAGGAGGGGUGCAAAUGGCGGCGGACGCUUGUAGACUGUGGCCUGGAUACGAAGAGUACGCCACUCUGCUGGAUGAGUUCAAGACUAUAGCUAUGGAGACUUUCUUAGAAGUCAACACUCCCACACCGGACGAGUUCACCGUAAUUGUGCACUCCGACUUCUGGGUGAACAACAUGAUGUUCCGGUACGAUGAGGACAACCCUGAACCGAAGGGACAUCGUAUGGUGGACUUCCAGGGAAGCACAGUAGGUUCCCCAACACUUGACUUGCUCUACUUCUUGAGUACAAGUGUGACGGAAGAAGUAUCAGCUGACAAUGAAGAUCUCCUCAUUCGAGAAUACCACAGGACCCUAGACGACACACUGCGGCUGUUGAGGCUGGAGGUACAAGACAUCUCCGUGGAAAUGGGCACCGCGCCAGGCGACAACUACUCCAGCUGCAUCUACCGGGUGCGAGCGACACUAUCAGACGGCAGCGGCCUCCGCCGGGCCUGGGCGCGUUUCGCUAAUAAUUCGCUAUCUUAG
Gryllus bimaculatus (two-spotted cricket) is the source of this 1433-nucleotide messenger RNA. NCBI's taxonomy places the organism in Eukaryota, Metazoa, Arthropoda, Insecta, Orthoptera, Gryllidae. The record is from the annotation of a GenBank genome assembly.